CAUUUUUCCUCCCGGCGGCUGCUCCGGGUGCAAGUGCGGGGUCAGCGGCCCUGCCGGCUCUCGGGCUCGGCCGGAGCGGCGGGGAGGCGUGGAUGAGGGGGGAGGUGGCCGAGGGCUGCCCCCAGUGUCGCCGCCCCUCCCCCCACAGGGCAGUGCGGGCGGGCAGAGCGCCGGCGGGCGCGGGCUCGGGGUCACUUCCUGGCGCGGCCUCGUCCUCGCCGCUCCCCUCCCGCCGGGACCUCCCCCGGUCGCUGUCCCCGCCGGGGACCCUCCCCCGGGGCCCGCCCGCGCUCUCAGUGUCGGGCCCUCCCAGAUGGGAUAGGCUGUAAAGAUGUUUAGUUUUGAAGGGGAUUUCAAAACCAGGCCCAAGGUGUCCCUGGGAGGCGCGAGCCGGAAGGAAGAAAAGGCUUCUCUUUUACAUCGUACUCAGGAAGAAAGAAGAAAGAGGGAGGAAGAAAGACGAAGAUUGAAAAAUGCAAUAAUUAUCCAGUCAUUUAUUCGAGGCUAUAGAGACAGAAAACAGCAAUAUUCCAUCCAGAGAAGUGCAUUUGACCGCCGGGCCAGCUUGUCCCAGUCCGGUGGCACUUUUUCCAUCGCCAACGGUCCCACCCUUACCCUUUUGGUGAGGCAGCUUCUGUUUUUUUACAAACAGAAUGAAGACUCAAAACGCUUGAUAUGGAUGUAUCAGAACCUAAUUAAAUACAGCUCUUUGUUUGUCCAGCAGUUGGAUGGAUCUGAGAGACUUACGUGCUUAUUUCAAAUAAAGAGGUUGAUGAGCCUCUGUUGCAGGUUACUGCAGAACUGUAAUGAUGACAGUUUGAAUGUUGCUCUUCCAAUGAGAAUGCUUGAGGUGUUUUCCUCCGAGAACACCUAUCUGCCUGUUUUACAAGAUGCUAGCUAUGUGGUGUCCGUGAUUGAACAAAUUUUGCACUACAUGAUUCAGAAUGGGUAUUAUAGAUCUCUCUAUUUGUUAAUUAACAGCAAGCUUCCAUCAAGUAUUGAAUAUUCUGAUUUAUCUCGAGUUCCUAUAGCAAAAAUUUUGCUAGAGAAUGUUUUAAAACCAUUGCACUUUACUUACAACUCCUGUCCAGAAGGUGCAAGGCAACAAGUUUUCACAGCCUUCACGAAGGAGGUCCUGGCAGCCCCCUUCACGGAGCAGGUCUUCCACUUUGUCAUUCCUGCCUUGGCCGACGUGCAGACCGUCUUCCCCUAUGAGCCCUUCCUGAAUGCACUGUUGUCCAUAGAGGGUCCACGCUCCAAGACCAGUGGUGGAGCGCCGUGGCUCUUCUACUUUGUUUUAACUGUUGGUGAAAAUUAUUUGGGUAUGAAAUGCAAGAUGUGUCUUACGCGAACUCACAUGGAGGUGGUAUUAGCGCGGACCCUGUCUGAGGAGGGACUGCUAGUGUAUUUGAGCGUCCUCCAGACCCUCCUUUCUCGGUUGCCGGUUUCACCUGCCAACACAAGCUGUCAGGAUUCAGCCAGCGACUCUGAAGACGAGAGUGGAGAGACAGACACGCAGACAAGUGCUCCAGAGGAUGGUAGACUGUCAGUACCGUACAUAACCGAGGAAUGUCUGAAAAAGUUGGAUACGAAACAGCAGACCAACACCCUGUUAAACCUGGUCUGGAGGGACUCAGCCAGCGAGGAGGCCUUCACGCUGAUGGCGGCCAUCUGCCAUACACUCAUGGUGCAGCACCGAGUCAUGGUACCCAAGGCCAGGCUUCUCUACAGUUUAGCCUUCAAUGCCAGGUUUCUGAGACACCUUUGGUUUCUCAUAUCUUCUAUGACAACACGGAUGAUCACAGGGUCUAUGGUACCAUUGCUUCAGGUGAUAUCAAGGGGUUCUCCUAUGUCUUUUGAAGAUUCUAGUAGAAUCAUCCCACUCUUUUACCUUUUCAGCUCCUUGUUUAGUCAUUCACUGAUUUCCAUACAUGAUAAUGAAUUCUUCGGUGAUCCCAUAGAAGUUGUAGGUCAGAGACAAUCAUCAAUGAUGCCUUUCACUUUAGAAGAGCUGAUAAUGCUGUCUCGAUGCCUUCGAGAUGCAUGCUUAGGGAUCAUCAAGUUGGCUUAUCCAGAAACAAAACCAGAAGUUCGAGAAGAAUAUAUUAUAGCAUUUCAAAGUAUUGGAGUUACUACUAAUUCUGAAAUGCAGCAAUGUAUACAGAUGGAACAGAAACGAUGGAUCCAGUUAUUUAAGGUUAUCACCAACCUAGUGAAAAUGUUGAAGUCCAGAGACGCGAGGAGAAAGUUUUGUCCUCCCAAUCACUGGCUGUCAGAGCAAGAAGAUAUUAAAGCAGAUAAGGUCACCCAGCUCUACGUCCCGGCGUCCAGAAGUGCUUGGAGGUUCAGGCGAAUGGGGAGGAUCGGCCCCCUGCGGUCCACCCUGGACGUAGGUCUGGAGUCCCCGCCACUGUCUGUGUCUGAGGAAAGACAGCUCGCCAUCCUAACAGAGUUGCCCUUUGUGGUUCCGUUUGAGGAGCGAGUAAAGAUCUUUCAAAGGUUGAUUUAUGCAGAUAAGCAAGAAGUUCAAGGAGAUGGUCCAUUUCUGGAUGGAAUUAAUGUCACAAUAAGAAGAAAUUAUAUUUAUGAAGAUGCUUAUGACAAACUUUCCCCAGAAAAUGAGCCUGAUUUGAAAAAGCGGAUCCGUGUGCACUUACUCAAUGCACAUGGCCUGGACGAAGCUGGCAUUGACGGUGGUGGUAUUUUCAGAGAGUUUCUAAAUGAACUACUGAAGUCGGGGUUUAACCCCAACCAGGGCUUCUUUAAGACCACUAACGAAGGGCUGCUGUACCCCAACCCAGCUGCCCAGAUGCUUGUGGGGGAGUCCUUUGCCAGACAUUACUACUUCCUGGGCAGGAUGCUUGGAAAGGCACUCUACGAAAAUAUGCUGGUGGAAUUGCCCUUCGCUGGCUUUUUCCUGUCCAAGCUGCUUGGAACCAGCGCGGACGUGGACAUCCACCACCUGGCGUCCUUAGACCCCGAAGUGUAUAAGAAUUUGCUGUUUCUCAAGAGCUACGAAGGUGACGUGGAGGAGCUGGGGUUGAACUUCACUGUGGUGAACAACGACCUUGGAGAGGCACAGGUGGUUGAACUAAAAUUCGGUGGAAAAGAUAUCCCGGUGAGCAGUGCCAACCGGAUUGCGUACAUCCACCUGGUGGCCGACUAUCGGCUGAACAGGCAGAUCCGCCAGCACUGCCUGGCGUUCCGGCAGGGCCUGGCCAACGUGGUGAGCCUGGAGUGGCUGCGAAUGUUCGACCAGCAGGAGAUCCAGGUAUUAAUUUCUGGUGCACAAGUUCCCAUAAGUCUGGAGGACUUAAAAUCCUUUACAAACUAUUCAGGCGGCUAUUCUGCUGAUCACCCCGUAAUCAGAGUCUUCUGGAGAGUUGUGGAAGGCUUCACGGAUGAGGAAAAGCGCAAACUGCUCAAGUUUGUGACAAGCUGUUCCCGCCCCCCUCUCUUGGGGUUUAAGGAGCUGUACCCCGCGUUCUGCAUUCACAACGGGGGCUCCGACCUGGAGCGGCUGCCCACGGCCAGCACCUGCAUGAACCUGCUGAAGCUCCCAGAGUUCCAGGACGAGGCACUGCUGCGGAGCAAGCUGCUCUACGCCAUUGAGUGCGCCGCGGGCUUCGAGCUGAGCUGAGCUGAACCGGCGCGGCCGCGGCCCACCCUUGACGGCGAAGGCCAGGGCCUCUGCGCGGCACCUCCGGCCAGCAGGGCGCCCAGGCUGGACCCCUGGCUCUCCUGGGUCCCUCCCCCGCCACCCCUCUUCCUGCAUUUUUAAAUGAUUUAUUAAGUUGUGCUCUCGUAUUUAGAUGGGCGUUGCUUUUCAAAUAACUUAAAAUAACAAAUGUUAUGUGCCACGUGGCUAACUUAGUAAUUUUGCCAAGGAGAGCACAGUUUUAAGACUGGUGGCAACUCAGUGAAAUUAACCAAAGAUGAAGCUUUGGCUUUGCUGGUGGAACCGAGCGCGGCCCGAGCCACGCGGCCCGGGCUCCUGGCAGAGGCGCUGCUUGUGGCUCGGCCCAGCUCUGGGUCUGCAGAGAGACAGACCUGAGGGCGGAGAGGCUCGUUCUGGGGGCCACUGCUUCUUGUGUGGUUGAAUUGUUUACAGGCCUAAUUGGUAAAACUAAAGGCUUUUUUUUUCCCCUGCUGCCUUUUCCCAGAGUGGUUAGGUUUGGAAAGUAGAUAACAGUGGUAAUAUUUUAUUUGUGUUUUUUAAGCCAUUUCCCCAAAACGGGACUAGCAUGCUUGUUUCCGGCCUGCCACUGACCUGCAUCAUGAUGGUUCGGACGUUACUGUGUGGGGGUGUGUGUGAGGCGGGAACUUCCUUCUGUUUCCAUUUCUGUCUCCACCUUGUGCCUGGAGAGCUUUCAGGGGAGGGGGUCCCGGUCCGGUCCCUGCGGCGUGUGUGACCCACGAGGGCUCGGGGAGAGGAGACCCUGCAGCGCCGUCUCAAGUCACUUGAACCAAAGUGGUCCUGCGCCUUUGCACUGCGGCCCGGGCUCCGCGGGCCGGUCCUCCUGGAUGUGCGGGGAUGCCGCGCUCCCGCACCCUCUGCCCCCCCAUCGGUGCUGCUGUGUAGGAGGGGCAGGCGGCCCAGGCGCCUGGGGCCUGGGUGAUUCUCUCGGGAUUCGGCACUUUAUCAGGACCUGGGUGGUUUCAGUCUCCACGAGUCUCCAAAAGCGGAGAGCAUUUCAGAGCAUCGCCUGUGAACACAGAUGCUGGGGCCGCGGAGGACUCUGGACCGUGCGCGACUUCUCUCCCACGGCUGGUGUUUCGCUGCCACUGGAGCUCUGAGCUGUCGUGUUGAACUGGCCAGAAUUAGCAAUAUACUUCUAAAUGUGGGAGAACUGAAUGACACUUUCAACCGUGACCGUUAUCGAAACAAAAUGUAUAAUUUCUUAAUUUGAAGAAUAAAUUAAGUGUUUAAAUGCUGUUUGUAGUCUUGAUAUACAGAAAUAAAAUAAUUAGGGUUUGUCCUUGGUUUUAUUUUUAUUUUAGGUCGUUUUGUGUUGAAUGUUCUGUAGCUUCUUUACUUAUUAGUUGAUGUGUGUAUUUUAUCAUCAGUAUUUUGGAAACGGACUAUCUGGGACUGAAGAGAAUUGGGCAGUUACUCUUAUUUGGGUUCUUUUCCUCAGCUAUUCUGAGCAUAUUUAUUUGUAUGUUCCAGUGGCUAAAUAUUUGCAUUAAAUUUUUUCCCAAGUC
Molecule: messenger RNA, 5205 nt
Organism: Delphinapterus leucas (beluga whale)
Lineage: Eukaryota; Metazoa; Chordata; Mammalia; Artiodactyla; Monodontidae
Gene: UBE3C
Product: ubiquitin protein ligase E3C
Biological process (GO): protein polyubiquitination; ubiquitin-dependent protein catabolic process
Molecular function (GO): protein binding; ubiquitin protein ligase activity
Source: RefSeq, a predicted model, not a curated record